This is a messenger RNA of Ictalurus punctatus (channel catfish), 2732 nucleotides long. Its product is annotated as cytochrome P450 2J2. The transcript has 9 exons. Lineage: Eukaryota; Metazoa; Chordata; Actinopteri; Siluriformes; Ictaluridae. Gene Ontology annotation, molecular function: heme binding; oxidoreductase activity, acting on paired donors, with incorporation or reduction of molecular oxygen, reduced flavin or flavoprotein as one donor, and incorporation of one atom of oxygen; iron ion binding. Gene Ontology annotation, cellular component: intracellular membrane-bounded organelle; cytoplasm. Gene Ontology annotation, biological process: xenobiotic metabolic process. The record is from RefSeq and is a predicted model, not a curated record. Bases 67 to 1545 code for a protein of 492 amino acids.
GUCAAAGUACACAAACCUUCAGACACUGGAGCAGACAUACCUCCAGAAUUCUCACAACCCACAGCAAUGAUAUUACACUACUUAGUGGAAUACCUUGAUUUUAAGAGCUGGCUUUUAGGAUUUUUUCUUUUCCUACUACUUGUUGAUAUCAUCAGGAGCAAAAAUCCAUCCAAUUUUCCACCAGGACCAUGGCCCCUACCUUUUGUCGGAAACAUUUUCACUGGGCUUGACUUUAAAACAAUAGACAAGCUUGCUGAGAAGUAUGGAAACGUUUUCAGCCUGCGUUGGGGCAGUGAGAAAACUGUGUUUAUUUCUGGACAUAAAAUGGUGAAGGAGGCUCUCAUUACUCAGCUGGACAGCUUUGCAGACCGACCUGUUGUCCCUCUCUUUCACAAACUCUUUAAUGGACUUGGUGUUGCUCUCAGUAAUGGGUACCUGUGGAAAAACCAGAGGAAGUUUAUCAUCACACACCUACGCCACUUUGGUGAAGGGAAGAAGACCCUAGAGCUGAGUAUCCAGCAGGAGAACAUCUUUCUGUGUGAUGCUUUCAAAGCAGAACAGGGUCUUUUUGAUCCCCAGUUUUUCCUCAACAACGCAGUCUCAAACAUCAUCUCCGCACUAGUUUUCGGUCAUCGCUUUGAAUACCAUGAUGAGAAUUUCCAGAAUAUCUUGCGUUUGGAUGCUGAAGCUAUCUUUCUGGCAGGUUCUACCCGAUCUCAGCUGUAUAAUGCCUUCCCUCGCCUCUUUGAAUACCUUCCUGGUCCGCAUCAGAAGAUUUUUGCCAACUACGCAAAAAUAAUAGAGUUCCUAAAAGAAGAAAUAAGAAAACACAAGGAGGACUGGGAUCCCUCAAAUCCUCGGGAUUACAUCGACAGUUUCCUUCUAGAAAUGGAAAAGAAAAAGAGUGAUCCUGAAGCUGGAUUUAAUGUUGAGAUGUUAUUGGCUGCAAUGCUGGACAUGCUUGAAGCAGGGACAGAAAGCACAGCCACUACAAUACGCUGGGGUCUUCUCUUCAUGAUGAAGUACCCUGAGAUACAGAAAAAGGUACAGGCAGAGAUAGACAAAGUUAUUGGACAGUCACGCCAAGCCAGCAUGGUCGACAAACCCAACAUGCCCUAUACUGAAGCUGUUAUUCAUGAGAUUCAAAGGAUGGGCAACAUUGUGCCUCUGGGUUUCCCCAAGAUGGCUUCUAAAGAUACUGUACUGGGUGGAUUCUUCAUACCAAAGGGCACAACUGUGACUACAAACCUAUCGUCUGUGCUUAAUGACAAGAACGAGUGGGAAACGCCAGACAUGUUUAACCCAGGACACUUUCAGGAUGAUCAAGGCCAGUUCCUGAAGAAGGAUGCUUUCCUUCCCUUUUCAGCAGGUAAGAGAUCAUGUGUGGGGGAGCAGCUGGCUCGUAUGGAGCUCUUCCUGUUUUUCACCUCUCUGUUGCAGUGCUUUACCUUCUCCCCUGGUCCUGGAGACGAGCUCAGCUUGGAAGGCCAGCUGGGCUUCACAUAUGCACCCAGACCUUACUGCAUGUGUGUCACCCCACGCUAAGAGCCCAUACACAAAUAUAUACACUUUUAAGCUAUUUGUUGUAAGAAACCUUAUAUAGCACGUUUGCCUCACACCUCCAGGGUCCGGGGUUCGAGUCCCCCCGAGGCCAUGUGUGUGCGGAGUUUGCAUGUUCUCCCCGUGCUGCGGGGGUUUUCUCUGGGUACUUUGGUUUCCUCCCCCAGUCGAAACGACAUGCUUGGUAGGCUGAUUGGCGUGUCUAAAGUGUCCGUAGUGUAUGAAUGGGUGUGUGAGUGUGUAUGUGAUUGUGCCCUGCGAUGGACUGGCACCCUGUCCAGAGUGUACCCUGCCUUGUGCCCGAUGCUCCCUGGGAUAGGCUCCAGGUUCUCCGUGAUCCUGAAAAGGAGUAAGCGGUAGAAGAUGGAUGGAUAAAUAAUAAUAAGUAGAAGAAGAAGAAAUGAAUAAAUAUUCAUGAAUUUUAUUAUAUAUAGUAGCCAUUAUUACACAUACACACACACACACACACACAUAUAUAUAUAUAUAUAUAUAUAUAUAUAUAUAUAUAUAUAUAUAUAUAUAUAUAUAUAUAUAUAUAGUUUUCUUUUCCAUGACUGCCUAAGAGACUCAUUAAAAAUAAACGCAUUGAAAGUAUCUGCUGUUUGAUGUCAUACAUGUCUAAUGGUCAGGUCUGGUGAUCUUAUCACAUGCGGAAGUAGGUUAAAAAAAUGUACCACCAGUAACCAUUGCUGUGUCCUAAAUAGUUUCUGAGAUUACAAUUAGUCUGUCCCAAAUCAUAGUAUGUUGAAAUGAGUACCCCAGGUAUGGUACUCGGAUGGCCUUCUUGUCAUGUCACAACAAACUGUUCCAGAAAGCACCACAAACUACAAACAUGGGUGAUGACUACAAUGCCCAAUGGAACACACAGACACGUCACCUUCUCCUGCAGACUAAGCACACACACCUGUUCCCAAUCACACUGACAAUCUCACCACACUACUUAAGAGACUCUCACACACAAUGUCUUUGCGAAGUAUAUGUGCAGUUGCAUUUUGUCUCUGCCAUUACCAAACCUUGAUACUGUGUUUGCCUAGUCUGGUUUUUGACUUUGUUCUCGUUUACGACCUUGUCUCUCUGCCUUGUCUUGUUUGGACUGUUUGCCUGAUCGCCUGACCUCUGCCUGUUUAUGUUUAUUGAUUUCUGCCUUGUUUUAUUAAACUGCCAUAGCUACA